ACAUACUACCAUUGUCUAUGUUAAGAGUCCUAGACUUAAAAGGUCGGACUCUGGGGAAUCAUUAGAGAUAUACAUACAAACGCAGUUGACAGAAAUGACUAACCAACGGAUGUAAGUCAAGAAGUGCUUUCAAGAUGAUGGUAGAUAUAAAUGCAGGAGCACACCAAUCGUGUGGCUGACAAUUAAAAGUUGAGUGAAGUCAGGCUGUGCUUGGAAGAUAGGACGUGAGGGCUGAGAGGGAUUGGUGAAAAUCGCUAUCUGACACGAUCAUGUGUUCACAGAGCCGGUGAAAGCUCGGAGAGGCUCUAACUAUUACAUCUAGAAAACUUUGGCAAGUUGCUUGUGUGUGUGUGUGUUAUAGAAGAUGUUCAACAAACUACUGACACUUAUUUCAGUGUGCUAUUUGUGUGCACCCAUGGACAGUAUGACUAUAGAAAAGUUAAUAUACGACGCGGCCACUGACCCCCAGAUGUUUGAUUUUUAUCACGUGAUGCCUGAAGGUGACGUGAAGGUCAUGACCGAAUACGAUCUUCUGCUGACUUUAGAGCAAUAUAAAAAGUUGUAUAGUGGAAAACGACGCAGUAAACGCAAGGCUGUCAACCAAAUAGCAAGCCUGUGGAGGGACUGUGAAGUGAAUUACGAAGUGACGAGUUCAUUGAGCCAACUAGACGAGGAAGUCAUUCAGCAGGCGAUACAAGAGUGGGAGAAAUACACAUGCUUGGUGUUUAAAAACAAUUCAAGGAAACCCAACCGCAUUCAGUUCAAAGACGGAGCAGGGUGCUACUCUCAGUUGGGGAUGCAGAAUACGCCUCAGCCGAUAAGUCUGGCCAGGGGGUGCCGCACAAAGUGGAUUGUCGCCCACGAGAUCGGCCACGCCAUCGGAUGGUACCAUGAGCACAUGAGGCCCGAUCGGGACCGGUACAUACAGAUUAACUGGAACGCCAUCCCAGCUAGGUACCACGAGCAAUACAAGUUGUACACUUCUAACGAGGUCAACACAUACAAUGUAUCUUACGAUUAUCAGAGCGUUAUGCAUUACGGAGCCACCAUCCUUCCGGGGUCGAUUACAACAUUAGACCCAAAUUACCAGAACAAGAUAGGCCAGCGUGAAGGGUUUUCCUUCAAAGACAUCAAACUUGCUAACCUGAUGUAUAAAUGCAGCAUGGGCUGCCUGUCCCCAAAAUGCCCUUACAACGGAUUUGUUCUGUCCAAAAGCUUUAAAACAAAACCUAAAUGUACGUGCUGGUGCGACUCUGGAAACAUAACCGACCCACUCAUUCCAUGCGCAGACAUUGACAACGAGAUGCCCCAACCGUUACCUAUUUCACCGACGAAGGCGCCGCUAGAGAAGAAGUGUCUGGACAUAAGGAAGGACUGUGCCAAGCUGAAGUCGGAAGACAAGUGCAUGUCCCAGAUUGAGUUGAUGAUGGAUGUCUGCGCGAAGACGUGCGAGUUCUGCGGAAAGGGGGGCGGCCUGUGCAUGGACCAUGAGAAGGGAUGCAGGAUCAUUGCAGCUGCGGGAAUGUGCAAGGAAGAUGGUCUAGUGGAACUCAUGAAAUCGCUCUGUCCAGCGUCGUGUGGCUACUGCAAGGAAAUCUCUGAUCCAUGUACUGUCCAACUCGAGAUGAUGGGUCCCAGUCGCUCCAGUGCUAAUUUGAUCAACAGCUACUCUAGUUAUUUUAUAUUUACAUUUUUGAUAUUACGAUUUAUAUAGACCAAAAAUACAUCAUAAUUUUAAUACUCAAUUUGUACAAACAUUUCCAAGCAUCAAAUCAUAUAACAAAGCAACCAUUUUAUACGGCACAAUGCUAGAGCUAAAAUAAAAACAAACUUACAUUUUGAAGUUGUUUUUUUUUUGUUGUAGGAGCUAUUAAGAAUAUCCGUAGCCAACAACAUGAACAUUGUAAGUGUUCUUAAAAAUCACAGUUUAAAGCCGUCACAUAAUCUGUGCCAUAGAGUUGACAGGGCUGCCUCUUUCAAAUAGGCAUACACACUAGUCUACCAUGGGACACAUUUGUGUUGUAGCGCUUAUACUUUUAUAUAGGUGUAAGAUAAGAGAUCAAUCAUUUCAGUGCAAUACAUAAUCUUGCUGAUAUUCUGCAUGUUGUUAAUGUGGGUCGGACCUUGAGGCGUGUAAUACUUAAAGGGAAGCAACACAAACCAAUUAUAGCAACUUUACAAUAUAACUACACUUUUAGCGGGCCACUAAUGAUUUUGUUAUGUCCGUCAAUUUAUCUUUCAUGAGUGUAUCUCGAAGAAGUAUUAGAUUGAUUGAGAAUCCAAGUUCACCAUCCUCAUUAUUGUUCUUAAAAAAGGUUCCAGCUACUUUUAGUGUUCACAAAGUGAACCAUUUAAAUCUGAACAUUAUAUGUAAUAACUUGUCAGUAUUAUUCUUCAUACACGAAACAUUACACAUGAUGACGUCUUGUGUACUUAUAGGAUGGAGGACUCCAUAAUGAAUGGUUGUAUGUGUAUUUAUAUAUAUAUUAUAGUGUUGUAAUUGUCAUAUGAAUGCAAUAAAAAUAUAUAUUAAAAAGUGUUAUAUGUUUGUAGGUGCAACAGUUACUGUCUUCCAAUACCAUGCAAUUUCAUUUGUAAGUAUGCAUUAAUGUACAGAUUUGUAAUUAAUAUCCACAUUUUGUUAAUAUGUAUCAUCAUCCUGUAAAAGAUAGUAUGGGCUUGUAACAAUGUACCGGUGUGAAUGACCGGCAAGCUUUACACUUUGUAGCACACACAAUUUAAUUCUUUUGAAACUGUUUUGGUCACUAUGUACCUUGAAUGUAUAUAAGCAACUAGACCUAGUGUAUGUCUCAUUGUGUGGACACUUGAUACAUUGUAUCUCCACUUUUUUUUAUUGAUAGUGCAAUUUUGUUUAGUUAAAGAACCAUUUUUUCCCCUAAUGUGUCAAUAUUGAACAAGAGCUUUGAACAGUUGAUACGAUAGACUGGUGAGACAUUUAUGUGAAUGUUGAUAUUUAUUAUUUUGUAUGAAUAUAUUUAUCAUACCAGAAAACACAUUUUCUUAAUUUUUAGUAAACUUUUUUUUACAUUUUUAAA
This is a messenger RNA of Biomphalaria glabrata, 3056 nucleotides long. Its product is annotated as zinc metalloproteinase nas-13-like. The record is from RefSeq and is a predicted model, not a curated record. Gene Ontology annotation, biological process: proteolysis. The coding region runs from base 365 to 1714 and encodes 449 amino acids. Gene Ontology annotation, molecular function: zinc ion binding; metalloendopeptidase activity. The transcript has 2 exons. Lineage: Eukaryota; Metazoa; Mollusca; Gastropoda; Planorbidae.